GAAUUCCAAGCAGCAGCACUAAAGCGCCAUAGUGACCUAUUAGGGUUUAUAUUUCUAGGGCUUGGAAGGAGCGGGAGCGGCUCGGCUCGUCACGAUGUUCUGCGCCAUCUCUGGAUUGACGCCGGAAGAGCCCGUGAUUUCCAAGCGCUCUGGGCUUCUUUUCGAGAGGAGGCUGAUCGAGAAGCAUCUUGCGGAAAAUGGGACUUGCCCUGUCACUGGAGAGUCCUUGACCGAGGAAGAUCUCUUACCCGUGAAGACUAACAAGGCCGUGAAGCCGAGGCCCGUUACAGCGACGAGCAUUCCUGGAAUGCUUGGAAUGUUUCAGAAUGAAUGGGAUGCGGUUGUCUUGUCGAACUACCACUUGGAGCAGCAACUUAACAAUGCUCGUCAGGAGCUCAGCCAUGCCCUCUAUCAGCAUGAUGCAGCUUGCCGCGUGAUUGCCAGGCUGAAAACCGAAAGGGACGAUGCGAGAACUCUACUUGCUCAAGCAGAACUACAAAGGCCGGCGGCUCUACCAGAGGCCGAUGCAGUAACUAGCAACGGCAAACGGGAGGCAGAGCUGGAGCAACUGCCACCCGCUAAAACGCUCAAGCAGGGGAUCUCUGACGAGAUGAUAGCAGAACUUACGCAGUGCAAUGCUGACCUUUCUAGUUUGCGAAAGAAGCGGCAGAUUCCACCCACAUUGGUGAAAGCCGAAAAUCUAGAACAGUAUAGCGUGAUUUCAAGCCAUCCUUUGCACAAGACUAGCAGGCCGGGUAUAUUAUCUAUAGAUAUCCAUCAUCAGAAGGAUGUCAUUCUAACAGGCGGAAAUGACGGCAAUGCAAUUGUCUUUGACCGCUCCUCUGGUGAAAUCGUUGCAUCUCUUGUUGGUCAUAGCAAGAAGGUGACGAGUGUAAAAUUUGUUGCCCGAGAUGAUCUCGUCUUGACUGCUUCGGCUGAUAAGACGGUAAAAAUUUGGCAAGGUGGUGAGGAAGGGGCAUAUAGCUGUAAACAGACGCUUAAGGAACACAGUGCUGAGAUUCGGGCGAUUACCGUCCAUCCAACGAACAGAUUUUUUGUAACAGCAUCAGAUGACAAAACAUGGGCCUUCUACGACCUCAAUUCUGGCACUUGUACAACGCAGGUUACCGAUGCAGCAGUACAAGAUGGAUAUACAGCCGCUUCCUUCCAUCCUGAUGGCUUAAUCCUUGGCACUGGAACUGCGGAAUCGUUGGUUCGCAUUUGGGACGUGAAGUCACAGAACAACGUUGCCAAGUUUGAAGGACACUCUGGGCCCGUGACUGAACUAUCGUUCUCUGAAAAUGGUUACUUCCUGGCUACUGCCGCCAGCGAUGGCGUGAAGGUUUGGGAUCUGCGCAAGUUGAAAAACUUUCGAUCGUUUUCUCCAUACGAUCCUAGCACACCAACCAGCACUGUUCAAUUCGAUCACAGUGGCUCCUAUCUCGCGCUCGCUGGCUCAGAUAUAAGAGUGUUCCAAACGGGAAGUGUGAAGCAGGAGUGGAAUCUUGUGAAGACCUUUCCAGAUCUCUCGGGAUCAAACAAAGUUACGUGCGUCAGGUUUGGCCCGGACGCCUCCUUCCUUGCGGUUGGAAGCACUGACAGACAUCUUCGUAUACUGGGAGCUCCUGUCACGACUACGGAUGCAUAGCGUUCUUCUCACUUGCGUUUCCUUUUGUUCCUUCUUUCGGCUCGCACUUGAGCAAGUCGAUGCUUCCUUCUCGUCCUACUGCUUCGGUGAAUUUUACAGCAGCUGGACAGAUCUGUACUACGCUCAAAAAGAUUGUGUUCUUCAGAAGCUUGGGAGUUUUUUCAAA
Selaginella moellendorffii is the source of this 1814-nucleotide messenger RNA. Its product is annotated as pre-mRNA-processing factor 19. Gene Ontology annotation, cellular component: Prp19 complex; cytoplasm; U2-type catalytic step 1 spliceosome. NCBI's taxonomy places the organism in Eukaryota, Viridiplantae, Streptophyta, Lycopodiopsida, Selaginellales, Selaginellaceae. The transcript has 18 exons. Bases 95 to 1648 code for a protein of 517 amino acids. The record is from RefSeq and is a predicted model, not a curated record. Gene Ontology annotation, biological process: DNA repair; mRNA splicing, via spliceosome; protein ubiquitination. Gene Ontology annotation, molecular function: ubiquitin protein ligase activity; protein binding.